AUGGCCCAAGGAUGCAGGGAUGGAGUCGGGAAAGCCAAGGCUCAGAGGGAGUUGGAAAUAGUGAGAGAUAUGAAAGACAAGAAGGACUUCCGUAAGCACAUUAGCAGCAAAGGGAAGGCUGAGAAGAACGUGGACCCAUGGCUCAGUGUGGCAGGCAAACCUGUGGAAAAGGACAUGGAUAAGGCUGAGGAGAAGACUGAUGUGGAGGGAACGCUGUUUGUUUACACAAGAUCGGCUUCUCCAAGGCAUGGCUUCACAAUUAUGAACAGACUGAGCAUGGAAAAUCGAACAGAACCUAUUACGAAAGACCUCGAUUUCCAGCUGCAGGACCCUUUUCUACUGUACAGAAAUGCCAGAUUGUCCAUAUAUGGAAUUUGGUUUUAUGAUAAGGAAGAAUGCCAAAGAAUUGCAGAGCUCAUGAAAAACCUAACGCAGCAGGAACAAUUCAAAGCACAGCAGGGCAUGGGAACAGGAGUGUCCCCAAUGAUCAUGAAUUCUGCUAAUAACAAAGAAGUGGAUAUCUUACGGAUGCUUACCAAGGCCAAAGAUGAGUAUACCAAGUGUAAGACCUGCUCAGAGCCAAAACAAAUUACCAGUUCCUCUGCAAUCUGUAACAACCCCAACCUAAUCAAACCAAUUCCAGUGAAGCCUAGUGAAAAUCAGCAUCAACGAAUAUCUCAGCAAAGCAAGAAUGUGGAUGCUGAACCACAGCACUUGUCUUUGACAGCACUGUUUGGAAAACGAGGAAAGCCAGAUGUCUCGGAACCAGUUAAUAAACAGCAUCAAGAGAAUCUUCCUGUCAGGCAGGGUGUGGUACGUUCACUGUCCUAUGAAGAACCUAGCAGGCAUUCGCCUUCUGCAGAGAAACAGCUUUGCCCCGCCAUUCAGAAGCUUAUGGUGCGUGGGACAGACCUUCAUCCGCUUGCUGAGUUUCCUGAGAACAGACUCUGUGAAAAUGGCAAUAUCCACCCUGUGAGUGAGACUUUCACAGGACUCUUCCAACCUGUGACUUCUCAUGGCAUUGCAACAUCUCAUGUAGUUCAGGAUACUGCUGGCACUCAGAGCUUGUUACAGAAAUUACAAGGUCAGUCAGGGUCAGGGACUAAAAUGGACCCCAGUGCAACAGGAACUCUAAAACCUCCUGCUGCUGUUGGAGCACCAGCAGCACCGGCGAACAGUAUGAGCCAGCCACCUUUGGUGUAUUUCAAUGGUUCCCUGCCAGGCCAGACCUUAGAGUCUCAGACACUUGGUAAAGAACAAUCCAAACUUCCUAGACAGCCAGUUCCUCUCUCUGGCAAUCAAGCAGCCAAUUCUGGGGUGAUUUCACCUCAAGAGUUAUUGAAAAAGCUCCAGAUAGUGCAACAAGAACAACAGUUGCAUGUAUCCAGCAGACCAACCUUGGCAGCGAAGUUUCCUGUUGUUGCUCAGAAUACCAAUACACUGAAACCACUGGAUUCCUGGAUAGAAAAGGCACCGGGUACAGAAAAACAGAGCUCUCUCUUUCAGGUAAUCUCACCUCAACGCCUUCCUGCCACUGUGACUCCUACCUUGUUGAUGUCCCCAAUGGUGUUCACUCAGUCCACACCUGCUCCAGCAAAAGCAAAUGAAAGUGGGCGGUUAACAGCAGCAAACCAAGAACCUGCUGCUAGCUCAGCUAGCCUUCUCCUGCCACUGCAAACCCCAGAGCCAUCUGUGGUCAACAGCAGCUCAAUGACGAAGAUGCAGCUGCAGGAAACACUUCUACACCUGAUCCAGAAUGACGACAACUUCUUAAAUAUCAUUUAUGAAGCAUACCUCUUCAGUGUGAGAAAGGCGGCAAUGAAAAAGUCUAUGUGA
Messenger RNA from Opisthocomus hoazin, 1836 nucleotides. The record is from RefSeq and is a predicted model, not a curated record. NCBI's taxonomy places the organism in Eukaryota, Metazoa, Chordata, Aves, Opisthocomiformes, Opisthocomidae.